UAUCUAGACUGAUUGUCUACGUUGUCGAUGCAGUAACUACUAUAUAUAGGUAUUGUAGGGAAAUAUAUAGUCUUCAUACUUCGAGAACAACACUUGGCAUACACUAGCAACAUGAUGAGGAGCAUAUUAUCACUUAUAACUGUGUUGGCACCGUUGAUUCAAGCAUGCCCCCCAGGAUGGAAAGAAAAUGGAGAACACUGUUACUUCUUCAGUUUAGAAACAGGGACGUGGGCGUACGCCGGUAGUUAUUGCCGGAAUUUCAACGCAAAACUUGCAGAACCUAUGGAAGCCGCUGACGUUGUUUUCAUUGACACAGCGGUAAAAAGCACACAUCCAAGGAUUGGUGAAUACUAUUUAGGAGGAGGUGACUUCUUCAUUGAAGGAGAAUGGAUUUGGGCUAGCACUUUGUCGCCAAUCACUAAUGCCAACUGGUCACCAGGGGAACCAAAUGACUUAGCCGGGAGAGAGGAUUGUUUGGGUGUGGUAUUAAGUGGUUUAUGGAAUGACGUUCCCUGUAAUAUAUCACUUCCGUUUGUGUGCGAACUUGAAAAUGACUUCGGCCAGGAAACAAUCGGAUAGACCAUACCAAAGUAACAUAGAUGCAUUUUUUUUUGUAUAUUCAAAGUAUGAAAUAAACCCGCUUUA
Molecule: messenger RNA, 645 nt
Organism: Mizuhopecten yessoensis (Yesso scallop)
Lineage: Eukaryota; Metazoa; Mollusca; Bivalvia; Pectinida; Pectinidae
Product: perlucin-like
Exons: 5
Coding region: 112-579 (155 amino acids)
Molecular function (GO): signaling receptor activity
Source: RefSeq, a predicted model, not a curated record